AUGUCAUUUCUGGAUGACGAUGUAGUUGGCCUAAUUGCUGACAAGGUUUGUGAGAAAGAUGAUAGAAAGUCCUUCUCCGAGGUCUGCAAGCAAUGGUGUAGAGUAGAAGGUCUAAGCCGAUCAUCACUUACGGUCUACCAUAACUGGCCCGGUUUGCCCCUUGGUGCACUAACUAGAUUCCCAAAUGUAGUCGAUUUGGAAGUAAAGUAUGUUAGGACUGAGGCCGACCUUGAAUUCAUAGCCCAAACUUGUCCUAGACUCGAGAGCAUUACGGUCCACUCCGAUAUCCGUAUAGAGAGUGAUGAUAUUGUUUUGGGGCCAAAAAGUCUAGUUGCUUUGGGGAAUGGGUGUCCAAAAUUGUCCAAAGUUAAGCUUGUGGGGAGGGAAGCAGUAGGGGAUUCGGGAGUUGUGACGCUUGUUCAUUCAGCACGUAACUUGAAGGCUCUGGUUUUGGCAUGCGAUUUGUGGAUCUCUGAUGAAGCCUUGAGAGCCAUUGGGUAUGCAUCUUCCAUUAGCACGUUGAAGUUGCCAGGGUCUCGCAUUAAGGAUGUGGAAUUAGGUGUUUUAGCAAAUGGGACACCUUCCAUUAGCACUUUGGAGUUGGUAAGGUGUCGCAAGAUUACAGAUGUGGGAUUGGGUUUUUUGGCAAAUGGGUCUAUCUCGAAAACCCUCAAGAAAUUGGUCCUUGAUGGCUGCAACAAAAUCACUGAUACUGGAGUCCAGCUUUUGCGGAAAAUGUGUAGCUUGGAGCACCUAGAUUUGUCUAACUGUGGGAGUAGAAUCAGUAAUACUGGAGGUGUGGCAAUCUCUGCAAUUCAAACCCUCAGGGAAUUGCUAUUGGUUAAUCUUCAGACCGUGUCAAACAGUACCAUGGUUGCUCUCGCAUGGAACUGCCCCAACUUGGAAAUACUUGAUUUACGGGGCUGUAAAGCUGUAACAGGAGCUGGCAUUCGUGCAUUUUCAGGUCAUAAGUGUUUGAAACGCCUUGUAUUGCUUAACUUACCCUUUCACAAUUUUAAUGAAGCUGAUUUGGAAAGCAUAGCCCUUGGAUGCCCGUUGUUGGAGUCAGAAUCUGUUCUGGUGGACAAUGUGAUUAAAGUGGUGCACGACAACACUCGAAGAGUCGUCAAGUUCAUUAGUAUAUUCACACCGUCCUUCAGAUUGAAUAUUGAGCAGAUGGACAUGUACAUUUUCAAUAAUUUGUCAACAGAGAGCUCAUGUUUCCAGAACCAUAGGUUGGCAAUCUCUGCAAUUCAAACCCUCAAGGAAUUGCAAUUGGUUGAUCUUCAGACCGUGCCAAGCAGUACCAAGGUUGCUCUUGCAGAGAACUGCCUUAACUUGGAAAUACUUGAUUUAUGGGACUGUAAAGCUGUAACAGGAGCUGGCAUUCGUGCAUUUUCAGGUCAUAAGUGUUUGAAACGCCUUGUAUUGCUCAACUUACCCUAUCACAAUUUCGAUGAAGUUGAUUUGGACAGCAUAGCCCUUGGAUUCCCGUCAUUGGAGUCAGAAUCUGUUCUGGAAAACGAUAGGAUUGAAUUGGUGCACUACAGAACUAUAAUAGUCGUCAAGUUCAUUGAUAUCUUCAUGCGGUCCUUCACAUUGAAUGUAAUAUUCAUGCAGUCCUUCAGAUUGACUGAGCAGGUGUAG
Rosa rugosa (rugosa rose) is the source of this 1647-nucleotide messenger RNA. RefSeq lists its product as uncharacterized. Gene Ontology annotation, molecular function: protein binding. NCBI's taxonomy places the organism in Eukaryota, Viridiplantae, Streptophyta, Magnoliopsida, Rosales, Rosaceae. The record is from RefSeq and is a predicted model, not a curated record. The transcript has 3 exons. Gene Ontology annotation, biological process: SCF-dependent proteasomal ubiquitin-dependent protein catabolic process. The coding region runs from base 1 to 1647 and encodes 548 amino acids. Gene Ontology annotation, cellular component: SCF ubiquitin ligase complex.